This is a messenger RNA of Mus pahari (shrew mouse), 6291 nucleotides long. RefSeq names its product beta-transducin repeat containing E3 ubiquitin protein ligase (gene Btrc). The record is from RefSeq and is a predicted model, not a curated record. The transcript has 16 exons. Gene Ontology annotation, molecular function: protein dimerization activity. Bases 79 to 1938 code for a protein of 619 amino acids. NCBI's taxonomy places the organism in Eukaryota, Metazoa, Chordata, Mammalia, Rodentia, Muridae.
UCCGGGCGCUGCGUUGGCUGCGGCCUGGCACGAAAGGGGCGGCCCCGGCGGAGAGCAGACCCAGUAGUCCGGGCGAUUAUGGACCCGGCAGAGGCGGUGCUGCAAGAGAAAGCGCUUAAGUUUAUGGCUGCAGUUCCGGCUGGUGGAUAUUGGAGGAAUAAUAAAAAGUGCUCUAUGCCCAGGUCUCUGUGGCUGGGCUGCUCCAGCCUGGCGGACAGCAUGCCUUCGCUGCGAUGCCUGUAUAACCCAGGGACUGGCGCACUCACAGCUUUCCAGAAUUCCUCAGAGAGAGAAGACUGUAAUAAUGGCGAACCCCCUAGGAAGAUAAUACCAGAGAAGAAUUCACUUAGACAGACUUACAACAGCUGUGCCAGGCUUUGCAUAAACCAAGAGACAGUAUGUCUAACAAGCACUGCUAUGAAGACUGAAAACUGUGUGGCCAAAACAAAACUUGCCAAUGGCACUUCCAGCAUGAUUGUGCCCAAGCAGCGGAAACUCUCAGCAAGCUAUGAGAAGGAAAAGGAGCUGUGUGUCAAGUAUUUUGAGCAGUGGUCAGAGUCUGAUCAAGUGGAAUUUGUAGAACACCUUAUAUCCCAAAUGUGUCACUAUCAGCAUGGGCACAUCAACUCCUACUUAAAGCCUAUGCUGCAGAGGGAUUUCAUAACUGCACUGCCAGCACGGGGUCUGGACCACAUUGCUGAGAGCAUUCUGUCAUACUUGGACGCCAAGUCACUGUGUGCUGCUGAGCUUGUGUGCAAGGAAUGGUACCGUGUGACGUCGGACGGAAUGUUGUGGAAAAAGCUCAUCGAGAGGAUGGUCAGGACAGACUCUCUGUGGCGAGGCCUGGCGGAGCGCAGAGGGUGGGGACAGUACUUAUUCAAAAACAAACCUCCUGAUGAGAAUGCUCCUCCCAACUCCUUCUAUAGAGCGCUUUACCCUAAAAUCAUACAGGACAUUGAGACAAUUGAGUCCAAUUGGAGAUGUGGGCGACAUAGUUUACAGAGAAUCCACUGCCGGAGUGAAACAAGUAAAGGGGUUUACUGUUUACAGUAUGACGACCACAAGAUAGUCAGCGGCCUUCGAGACAACACCAUCAAGAUCUGGGAUAAAAACACCCUGGAAUGCAGGCGGGUCCUCACGGGCCACACGGGCUCCGUCCUGUGUCUGCAGUACGAUGACAGGGUAAUCGUCACGGGCUCCUCGGACUCCACCGUCAGAGUGUGGGAUGUAAAUGCAGGUGAAAUGCUAAACACAUUGAUUCACCACUGUGAAGCCGUUCUGCACCUGCGCUUCAAUAAUGGCAUGAUGGUAACCUGCUCCAAAGACCGUUCCAUCGCUGUGUGGGAUAUGGCUUCCCCAACUGACAUCACCCUCAGGAGGGUGCUGGUGGGACAUCGAGCUGCGGUCAAUGUUGUAGACUUUGAUGACAAGUACAUCGUUUCUGCCUCUGGAGAUAGAACCAUAAAGGUGUGGAACACAAGCACCUGUGAAUUCGUAAGGACCCUGAAUGGGCACAAGCGUGGCAUCGCCUGUUUGCAGUACAGAGACAGGCUGGUGGUGAGCGGCUCCUCUGACAAUACCAUCAGGCUGUGGGACAUAGAGUGUGGAGCGUGUCUGCGAGUGUUGGAAGGCCAUGAGGAGUUGGUACGCUGCAUUCGAUUUGAUAACAAAAGGAUAGUGAGCGGAGCCUAUGAUGGGAAAAUUAAAGUGUGGGAUCUUAUGGCUGCUUUGGACCCACGUGCUCCUGCAGGGACUCUUUGUCUGCGGACACUUGUGGAGCAUUCUGGACGAGUUUUCCGCCUCCAGUUUGAUGAAUUCCAGAUUGUCAGUAGUUCACAUGAUGACACAAUUCUCAUCUGGGACUUCCUGAACGAUCCAGCUGCUCAUGCUGAACCGCCCCGCUCCCCUUCUCGGACAUACACCUACAUCUCCAGAUAAAUAACCCGACACUGGCCUCAUAAUUGCCCAGGACUCGUAAUGUUGCAGUAUUUAACAUACCUGCCAAGACCAGGAUGAACUACAAUCAGACUCCUACCCGGAUUCCCGGAUGGAUCAGCGAGGAGCAGGGCUUUGAGACUCCUGUUGGGACACAGUCGGUCAGCAGCCGACCAGGACGGUCUGCUCGGCACACCGGCUGCUUCAGUGCUGCUAUCAGAAGAUGUCUUUAUCUUGUGUGAAUGAUUGGAACUUUGAAGCCUCCCUCCCCUUUCCGUCCCCCUUCCUCUCUGCACCUGUUUCUCUCCCAUUGGGUUCCAGACAAAGAUGACUUAUAAAUAUAUUUAGUGUUUUGCCAGAAUCUCUCUUGCUUUGCCGUUAAGCAGAAGAACUAGUUUCCCCACCUGGCCCACUUCUAGGGCACAGGGCUGCAGCUUCCAGGCAGCGACUGCCUGGCCUCCUCCUGUUAACUGCAGGGGUGUCCAGCAUCCGGCCAGAGCAGUCCCAGCCACCGCGUGGGAGGAGACAGCUGCCUGCACAUCUUGGAGGGGAGAGAGAGGAGAGGCGCACACACACUGGAAGAUCUGCACUGCUGCCUCCCUCCAUUGCCUGGGUGUCUGUCCCUCUUCCCUGCUCCCCUACUCCCAUCUUGAGCCUGAGAAGGUGUACGAAGAAAGCCCUCAGCUAGCCUGAGGCGGGUCACCUAGACAAUGUGACACAUGCAAGAGUCGAAUGCAUCCUUAUUUCCAGCCCAGGCUUUUGCUGCAAGUGACCAACCUGGGGCAGCAGUGGAUUUGUGACCAUGACACUGGUCAGUCACAUUUGCAGCUUUCUCCUUCCCAGUGCCCUGGGGAAGGAUAGGAAUGUCCUGGGCGCCAUCAGUGCUGUGUCUGCUUUGGACUCAGCAGUCUUCCUUGGUUCCAUGUAGAGUAGAGAGGAGCUGCUGAUGCGUUCCUCUCAUUAACAAUUAGAUGUGUAAUAAAAGCAUUGUGCUUCAUCUUAAAUCACUGGCGAGGCUUGGCCUGCACAAAGGCUUGGAAUCGCCAGCACCAGGCACGGCUGCACUGAGCCGGAAAGCACGCAGGUACCUGUAACUGCCCAUCAUGAGCAGUCACCUAAGAGAUGGUCAGGAGAGAAGCAGAGUCUCGGGUUAGGCCAGUAAAUGUCAACCAGUCUAAGCAUCUCAGCCCUCCACUGCAGGUCCUUCUGCGGAGUGCUUGCAGAAGGCGAGGCUGCCAGAGGGGAUCAGGGUGAAGCUUGGCACACAGGGUUUACUGAUAAGCAAACGCUGCCUUCUCCUUCUUUCCUUCUCCCAGCCUUAUUUGCUGUCCACUUUCCCCAGCCAGUAAACUGGCAGUCAGUGACGACAUAAGCGGCUGCACUUGCACAAGGGCAGAGCUAAGCAGGUCGUGUGCACGGCCGCACUGGGCCCCUGCCAGUAGGCUCCAGAUGCAGCCGCUCAUGGCCAAACCUGGGAGUACUUGAACUGAAAACCAACUUAGUUACCCCGCAGCAUGCACGGGCCUGCCAAGGGGUGACUUAGGCCACAGUGCAGCCUCGGUUUCACUUGGAAACCGAGCAGUCAGACUGUCAUUGCUGUUCUGAACCAUGCGUUUGAGUUAAAGAAAACCAACUGAAUAAGCUGCUUAAAAUAGAAUGGGGCCUGUCACCUGUGGUCACAGACAGACCACCUUCACCUGAGCAGGAAGUGGAGCCCUGUCACAACUGACCCUCAGACCACCUUCACUUGAGCAGGAGAGGGAGCCGAGAGCGUCGUCUUUCUCUGCUUUGCAGGUUACCCCUUGCCCAAUGUGUCCCACUAGUGAAUGCCAUUACAUGCUGGGUCAGGUCACAUGUGUACAGAUUGCCUUCCCUGUGUUAGCUGCAAUCUUAAGAAAUAUUUCUCCGUAGGCGUUUCUCCUUUCCCAACCAACCACGUGUUGCAGUUGUCUGGUUAGCCCCACCGAGUUCCUUGUCUCUUAUGUUGACUGUUAGUAGUGAAGGACUUUACUGAAAAACAGGUCAGACAUGAAGAGACCUAAGCUGCUUCAAGAAAUGGUCUAAUGGCCACAAGUCUACUAGCCCCUCUUCAGUUCUGUGCUGCUUUAAGAAGUUAGGAGCAGGAGGACAUCUGCCUAGUAUGGAUGCCCAGGAUUAGGGGGCAGUGUGGGCACUACUGCAGACUCGUUGGUGCCAGGACUGUACUCUGCUUCCUAGGUUCAGCUGAAGGUGUGCUGUUCCGCAGCCAGCUGGGAAGUGUGGCUGCCCGUCGUCUCGGGCUCGGGGGUGGACCCUGCACAUUGAAGCCCCUAGCGUGGUUAAGCUCUUUCUGUAGAUUAUCCUCUCCACUGCUGCUGGAAGUGGGAACAAAGUGAAGUGGUUUGAGCACCUGAAUCGCUCGCAUGUCUCAGCUCUGGGGGUCAUUUGCCAGUUCAUUGUAGAAGAAACAAUCAGGUAAGCAGAAGUUCAUUUCCAGAGAAGGUGAACCCCGCUUACCAUCUCUGCAUGCUUUCAGUGGGAAUUGAUUAUCACUGAUCCCCAACUGGGCUAGAAUAAAUGCAAAGUUUGACCUUUUUAAAAAGAAAAGAGAAACAAAGAAUGUCUCCACACAUUUAAAGGAACAGUAGACAAGAAGCCAUGUGUCCUGUGCCUCAGAGACGAGUCUCUGGGUCAGUCUCUGGUUGAUUUUUAUUUUAUUUUAUUCUUUUACUAAAAUCUAUUUCCAAUAUAAAGGCUGCAAGACCUUCCCUACUGACAGGCUGAGAUCCUUAGGCAGCUAAGUAAGUGCACAGGGUGCCUGCUGGAGAGCAAGUGUCUGGACAAGGCCAACCCAUGCCUUGCUGCUCAUGGGGGAGGGAGAGAGAGAGAGAGAGAGAGAGAGAGAGAGAGAGAGAGAGAGAGAGAGAGAGAGAGAGAGAAAACACUGUUGUGCCACUGCUAGGAAUGUCCUUUCCUUUGAAGUGCAGUUAGAAAGUGGGUGUGAAUUAUGGAUGGAAAGCCUUUUACACUUGUCCCUUGGCUAAAUUCUUUCUGAUUUGUCCUAACUUUAGAGACAGAAACUGUUUAGAACUCUGUUGACAAGUAAUAAAGUCUGGCUCUUGGUAGCUUGUUUGGGAACUGAAAAUGACAUUGAGGCUCCUAAAUCAUUCUGUAAGAAAAAAAAAAAUUUUUUUUUAAACAAUCCAAAGCUGCAAAGAAGGCUGUGUGCAUUCGUCCGUGCCUUGCCUUGCCAGCUCCUGGUCUGAGUGGCUGAAGUUGAUCUGCCUGUUUAGCAGUUGUCUAGAGUGGAGAAUACUGAAAGUGAUUAGGGCCAUGGUGGUGUUAACUGUCUUAGCAUCUUUCUUUUGAACUAAAUAGUGAUACCUUCCAGUCCUGAAUCUGAAGGAGGCCCACCCAGAUUGGUGUAGGCCUGCAGGCUAGGCUUGCAAACGUGAAGUGUCGAAGGUGCUUUCAGGUGGAGAUGACGCAUGCAGGUACCCAGCCCUGUGACUGUACCUUGGUGAUGGCCAGUGUACAGUGGAACUGCGGUCCACACUAAUCUCUAUCCCCAUUUGGUUACACUCAGCAGUUUCAAAUGCACCAGACUUCCAGUAAGAUCAAUCCUGGACUCACGCACAUGACCUGUGGCAGUGUAGAGCCCACUUAACCACAGUGAGCACAGUCAGUACGAGAGCCAUCCCAGGAGUAAAGGUGAGCUUGGCUUCUGGCUGUCUUGAAGCUGUAGCUCAUGGAUGAUGUCAGAAUCCUUAAAGCCAAGGAGAGAAACCAAAGCAGGGAGACAGUGGCUGCCUGCUUGCGGGAGGGAUGGACUGCGCCGCCGACCAGGACCCUCCAGUGCUGGCAACCCCGUCUCAAAACAAAUGACAAAGGUCCGGUGCCUGUGGUCUAAAAUUCCCAGUGACAGUUGACUUCCCAGACACUCGCUUCUCAACAAACUCAAUUAUCUGACUUAGCUUCUAAGUAAGGGGGGUGGGGACAGGAUGUGUCACCUUCUUUCUUAAGCCUUUCCCUUGGACAUUUAAGGAAAGACCCAAUAGGUUAGACCUCUGGGUAUCGAGGAAACUGAUACCUUCCCAAAGCACUGACCCUUAAGCCCUAGCGAACUGACCGAGGGUGUUCAGUGAGCGCCGGCACGGGAACAGGCCUGGCAACAAGUGUGAGCCAGGGGCUUUUGCUUGUUCGCUUUUUGUUUUCUAGAUUCUCCAGUGCCGACCGCUUUAAUUUUUGUGAUUAUGUUAUGGUGAUGUGUAGUCAAUGUACCAAUAUGUUCACAAGUUAGGAUGAUGGUAAUAGUGUAUUUUGGUUUUUUUAACUGUUUGGAAAAAAAGUAAAUUACAAAUACAAGAUUAAAGCGAA